CUCUCUCUCUCUCUCUCUCUCUCUGCCUCCAUUGUUGCCUUCCUCCUUAAAAUAGCCAUUUCGUCACCCAGAGAGGAACUUCUCUCUGCCAUGGGCCUUGUCGACAUGUCUAACCCACCCACUUCUCGUACCAAAGACUUCUUCGCCUCUCCUGCUCUCUCUCUCAGUCUUGCUGGAAUAUUCCGCAGCGCCAAUGCAGACGGGGUGGCCGAGGCUUCAGAGAUGGAGGUCGAGGAAGGGGAAGAGGGGAGUGGAGGAGAAAGAGGAAGAAGAGAAGGUACUGUUGAGAUUAGCAGCGAGAACUCAGGGCCCAUGAGAUCAAGAUCAGAUGAUGAGUUUGAAGGAGAAGGAGAACAUGAUGAUGAUGAUGAUGCUGCUGCAGGUGAUGACAAGAACAAGAAGAAGAAGAGAAAGAAAUAUCACAGACACACCGCCGAGCAAAUCAGAGAAAUGGAAGCUUUAUUUAAAGAGUCCCCACAUCCUGAUGAGAAACAAAGACAACAAUUAAGCAAGCAAUUAGGACUUGCCCCUAGACAAGUCAAGUUUUGGUUCCAAAAUCGCAGGACUCAAAUUAAGGCUAUACAAGAGAGGCAUGAGAACUCCUUAUUGAAAACAGAAAUGGAGAAGCUGCGAGAGGAAAAUAAGGCCAUGAGAGAGACCAUUAAUAAAGCUUGCUGCCCCAACUGUGGCAUGGCUACUACCAGCAGAGACUCUUCCUUAACAACUGAGGAACAGCAAUUACGUAUUGAGAAUGCCAAACUCAAAGCUGAGGUAGAAAAACUUCGAGCAGCUCUAGGAAAUUCUCCUUCAGGUGCAGCACCCUCUUGCUCGGCAGGAAAUGAGCAAGAGAACAGAAGUUCAUUAGAUUUUUACACUGGAAUUUUUGGGCUGGAGAAAUCGAGAAUUAUGGAGAUUGUUAAUCAAGCAAUGGAAGAGCUGAUGAAAAUGGCUACUGCAGGGGAGCCGCUUUGGAUUAGAAGCGUUGAGACAGGUCGUGAAAUUCUUAACUACGAUGAGUACAUGAAGGAGUUUGGAGUUGAAAAUCCAAGCAGUGGGAGACCAAAAAGGUCUAUUGAAGCAUCCAGAGAGACUGGAGUUGCUUUCGUGGAUCUUCCAAGACUAGUUCAGAUUUUCAAUGAUGCGAAUCAAUGGAAAGAGAUGUUUCCUUGCUUGAUCUCAAAGGCAGCUACAGUUGAUGUCAUCUCCAAUGGAGAAGGUCCUAAUAAAAAUGGAGCAGUACAGUUGAUGUUUGCAGAGGUGCAAAUGCUCACACCUAUGGUGCCCACCAGGGAAAUAUAUUUUGUCCGAUAUUGCAAGCAACUUAGUGCAGAGAAAUGGGCAAUUGUUGAUGUUUCUAUUGACAAAGUAGAAGAUAAUAUUGAUGCCUCACUUGUCAAAUGCAGAAAACGCCCCUCUGGCUGCAUAAUUGAGGACAAAUCAAAUGGUCAUUGCAAGGUGACAUGGGUAGAGCACUUGGAAUGCCAGAAAAGCCCAGUUCAUUCUAUGUACAGAACCAUUGUGAAUAGUGGUCUAGCUUUUGGUGCAAGGCAUUGGACAGCAACGUUGCAGCUCCAGUGUGAACGGAUUGUUUUCUACAUGGCAACCAAUGUUCCAACAAAGGAUUCUACUGGUGUUACAACCCUGGCUGGGAGGAAAAGCAUUCUGAAACUGGCACAUAGAAUGACGUGGAGCUUUUGCCGUGCCAUUGGAGCAUCAAGCUACCAUACAUGGAACAAAGUCACAAGCAAAACAGGAGAUGACAUAAGGUUUUCCUCCAGGAAGAACUUAAAUGACCCCAGUGAACCCAUUGGAGUGAUCUUGUGUGUAGUUUCUUCUGCUUGGUUGCCAGUGUCUCCUCCUGUCCUCUUCGAUUUCUUGCGAGAUGAAACACAUAGAAAUGAGUGGGAUAUCAUGUCAAAUGGAAGUCCAGUACAAUCCAUUGCAAACUUAGCCAAAGGACAAGAUAGAGGCAAUGCAGUAACUAUACAAACAAUGAAAUCAAAAGAGAAUCCUAUGUGGGUACUCCAAGAUUGCUGCACAAAUGCUUAUGAAUCCUUGGUAGUCUAUGCUCCUGUGGAUAUUAAUGGAAUGCAAUCUGUGAUUACUGGAUGUGAUUCAAGCAACAUAGCAGUAUUACCUUCAGGAUUUUCAAUUCUUCCUGAUGGACUCGAAUCAAGGCCCUUAGUGAUCACUUCUAGGCAAGAGGAGAAGGGCACAGAAGGAGGAUCUCUGUUGACAAUGGCUGUCCAAAUCAUAACUAGUACCUCCCCCACAGCCAAACUAACCACGGAAUCUGUGGAGUCUGUUAACACACUUAUAUCCUGCACAUUGCAAAAUAUUGGACAAGCUUGCAAUGUGAAGAUAGUUGAUCACCCUUAGCUUUGUUAGUUAGGCAGACAACUGAUUAAUUGUAAAAUUUAUACGUUACUAGGUUGGUUUUAUUUUCUUAUUUAUUUAUUUUAUUUUUUUUCCCCUCUAGAGUUUACAAUUUUUUUUAUAGAGGGAUGCUUUUAUAUGGGUUUGCCUUAUUGCUUGUGGUUGGAGUGAAGGGCUUGGAGAUAUAUGCAUUUCCCUAGUUCAGCAUUCUGGAGGAUUUGGAAGAGUGAAAUAUUCUCAUGUAUAGAAAGAAUAUUUAUCAGUGCCAUUUUGUGGUUGUUUCA
Molecule: messenger RNA, 2660 nt
Organism: Hevea brasiliensis (rubber tree)
Lineage: Eukaryota; Viridiplantae; Streptophyta; Magnoliopsida; Malpighiales; Euphorbiaceae
Product: homeobox-leucine zipper protein GLABRA 2
Biological process (GO): regulation of DNA-templated transcription
Molecular function (GO): lipid binding; DNA-binding transcription factor activity, RNA polymerase II-specific; DNA binding
Source: RefSeq, a predicted model, not a curated record